Bathycoccus prasinos is the source of this 1752-nucleotide messenger RNA. RefSeq lists its product with no specific name. Gene Ontology annotation, biological process: Ras protein signal transduction; protein ubiquitination. Gene Ontology annotation, molecular function: ubiquitin protein ligase activity; zinc ion binding. The record is from RefSeq and is a predicted model, not a curated record. Gene Ontology annotation, cellular component: cytoplasm. NCBI's taxonomy places the organism in Eukaryota, Viridiplantae, Chlorophyta, Mamiellophyceae, Mamiellales, Bathycoccaceae. The transcript has a single exon. The coding region runs from base 1 to 1752 and encodes 583 amino acids.
AUGUCUUCACCAGAAGAAGAGGAAAGGGACGGAGGAAGAAACAGAAGCAAAAGUCGUCAACCUUCGUCCUCCUCCUCUCUGUUCUUCGUUCGGGUGGAUUUAGAAGAGGAGAAUAUUAAUACGAGCGAUGAUGAUGACGAGGAGGAGGACAAGUUCCCGUUCACCACCGGGAACAAAGUGAAGCGCUCGGAAGGGAGUUUGCGAUUAUUCCGAGAGGAAGAAGACCAAGAAGAAGACGACCAAGAAGGAAUGCAAAACGCUCGCUCUCGUAAUUCGUCGUCGUCGGAGUCGAAACUGGUCCUCGUGCCGUUCAUUCCGUCCUCGUUCUCGGUGGCUGAUUUCUUGGAUUUUAUCGCCCCAGUGAGAAUGAAAUUGAAAGAAGUGAGAGUGGUUGUUCCUCGAGAGCGAAAGCGCGAGGAAAGCGACAAAGCGAAGAAUACGAAUAAUAAAAGCUCUUCGUAUUAUUAUUUCGCGGCGAUAUUGCUCUUCGACGACUGCGAAAACGCGAGGAUGUUUACGAACAACUUUCACGGGCAACCGUUUAGUAGCUUGAACGACGAGGAGAUUUGCCGGUGCGUGUUCGUGAAGAGCGUGAAAUUCGGGAAGAAAGAUGAUGAUGAUGAUGAUGAUGAUGAUGAUGAUAAAGAGAAGAGCAUCACUGAGCUUCCGGCGACGUGUCCAGUCUGUCUGGAUCGGUUGGACGGGGACAUUUCCGGGAUAUUGACGACGAGUUGCGGGCAUCACUUUCAUUCGGAGUGCAUGUCCGGCGUGUCCGGGAGCGUCUGUCCGGUGUGUCGUUUUGCGUUGGACGCGACGGCGAAACGAGAGGCGAAAUGUGAAAGUUGUGAUUGUGCGAACGCGUCGUUGUGGACGUGUUUGAUUUGUGGCGUCGUCGGGUGUGGGAGGUACGAGAAUCGACACGCGGUUGCGCAUUGGACGGAAACCGGGCACUGCUAUUCGCUCGAAAUUGGUAGCGGACGAGUGUGGGAUUACUCCAGAGACCAGUUUGUGCAUCGAUUGAUCGAAGGGAAGCAUGGUUUGGUCGAGCUAACGCCGGACGAGAAAGGAAGGAGAGGUCGCGCGGGGAGACGCGUCGAAGGCCCAGGCGGAGGCGAAGGAGGGUACGCGACGAACGGCUAUUCCGACCCUGACGUUUUGCACGAGGAAGACGAUCCUGAACUCACGGAAGCGUUGGUCGCGUCCAAACUAGACGCCGUCGCGAACGAGUACGACCAACUGUUAGCCUCGCAAUUGGACCAGCAAAGACAACAUUACGAACGUCUUUUGAUGGACGCCGCUUCGGAUCAAUCGGAGAUGAUGACGAAAGUUGAAACCAUCGCCGAACAGGCGACGAAACUUCGCGUGCUCAAUCGAAGAGCCGACCACGCCGAGAAGGAAGUCAAGCGCUUGGAAGAGGAAAACGUGUUUUUAAAGCAACUCAACGAGCAAUUAUUGAGAGACGCCGGUGAAAUGCGAGAGACGAAGAUGACGUCCUCGACGAAAGAGAAGGAAAAGAUUGCGUCUCUGGAAGAAAAAGUGAGAGAGCUGGAAGGCAUGAACCGAGAUUUGAUGUUCUUCUUGGAAUCGAAAGAGACCAUUCAGAAAUCGAAAGGCUCGGAGUUGGACGCUCGAUUCGGUAAGAUCGAGUUAGAAGAGAAGGAAGAGACGCAACAAGGAGAAGUAGUACGCGGCGGGAAAAUUUCUUCGAAGGAUCGCAUGCGAGCGAAACUGAAAGAAAGAAACAAGAAAUAA